Messenger RNA from Pecten maximus, 924 nucleotides. RefSeq lists its product as uncharacterized. The coding region runs from base 12 to 383 and encodes 123 amino acids. The record is from RefSeq and is a predicted model, not a curated record. Lineage: Eukaryota; Metazoa; Mollusca; Bivalvia; Pectinida; Pectinidae. The transcript is spliced from 3 exons.
GACAACUCUGUAUGUUAUGGAGGAAAGUGACUGAAAUGUCUGAAGAUGUAGCGAAAACAGUCACCGAAUGUAAUGUCGAGAACCAAGACAAAAGAAAACGAAGAAAGAAGAAAUACCGGAAAACAAAAGAAGAAUCUCUUCUGUCAUCCCAUGACUUCCUCCCAAUUCGACUGCUGACCUUGUUUGGAAUGACUGUCUGUUUGACAUUGUUUAUAUUCCAAGUGAGCACCUCCCUCCGCUCAUAUGAUAUUUUACACGAUAUGGCUGACCUGGAAGACCGUUUCCCUGACCACAUGUUUGGUCUCCAUGGUGAACCGAAUCUGUGGUCGUGGGACCCUGCUACAGAACUGUUAAAAGUCAACACAUCACUGUUCAUACACUGAGGGUGGUCUCGUAGACCACCAAACCAAUCUGGAUUGGUAACUAUAGUAACAGUAGUCUUAAAGUAUCCGAACACUGAUCAUAUAUAGGGAUAUAGGCUCCUGGCACACGUCUACAAAGAUUGAAUCAGUAGGCAUAAAAUCAUUCUCCGCACCGACAGAUUUCACACUGAAGAUCUGGAAUCCUAACUGGUGCUAGAUUUUUGAAGUCAAUGCUAUUUUGUUCGUACACUGAAGAUGAUGCUGAGAUCCAGAACUGCUUAAUGUACUGGUUUAAUAUUAUUUUUGUUUUAAUGUACAUGUGAUAUGAUCUUUGACCUGAAUAUAAAAUAUUGAAGAGCUCUCUACUUUACUUUAAAUAACUUUUAGUUCCAGUAAUUACACAAAUGAUAUUGUUUGGAUUUUGGAUACUGACUGACGCAGCAUGUCUACACUACGGCAUUCCAUAUACAGUAAACCUCCGAUUAAUUCGAACACGCGGAUAGUUCGAACACCCAUUUUUUUCUAGAAAAACAAUAAUUGUUUAGCUAGUAAUAGUUCGAAC